Xenopus laevis (African clawed frog) is the source of this 3034-nucleotide messenger RNA. RefSeq names its product 3-hydroxyacyl-CoA dehydratase 2 S homeolog (gene hacd2.S). Gene Ontology annotation, cellular component: endoplasmic reticulum membrane; membrane. Gene Ontology annotation, biological process: fatty acid biosynthetic process; very long-chain fatty acid biosynthetic process; sphingolipid biosynthetic process. The record is from RefSeq and is marked provisional. Gene Ontology annotation, molecular function: 3-hydroxyacyl-CoA dehydratase activity; very-long-chain (3R)-3-hydroxyacyl-CoA dehydratase activity. Lineage: Eukaryota; Metazoa; Chordata; Amphibia; Anura; Pipidae.
UCCUGCCCGAGUAGCCCAGCCCAGCUCUUCCUCGAGAGCAGUUCCCAUCAUGCUUCUGGUUUCCGGGCUCCUGAUUGGCUGAGACGGGACCUGAGGCAGCAGCAGACAUGCCGAGCCCUGGAACUGCGAGUGUCAGACCUGCUGAGAAUGGAAGCCAGAAGAAGAGGAGGGGCCCGGGGGCCUUGGCAACCGCUUACCUGGUCAUUUACAAUGUUGUCAUGACAGCAGGGUGGCUAGUUAUAGCAGUUGGGUUAGUGCGCACCUACCUCAACAAGGGCAGUUACCACAAUCUUUACUACUCCAUAGAGCGGCCUCUCAAGUUCUUCCAGACCGGCGCUUUGCUAGAGAUUGGCCACUGUGCGGUGGGGAUUGUGCCUUCAUCUGUGGUUCUGACAGCUUUCCAGGUGAUGUCACGAGUUUUCCUGACGUGGGCAGUGACGCACAGUGUGAAAGAGGUGCAAAAUGAGGACUCCGUGUUGCUGUUUGUUGCCGCCUGGACAAUCACAGAGAUUAUUCGCUAUUCCUUCUAUACCUUCAGCCUCCUCAACCACCUGCCUUAUAUCAUCAAGUGGGCCAGGUACACGCUGUUUAUUGUACUUUACCCCAUGGGUGUAACAGGGGAGCUGCUGACAAUCUACGCUGCGUUGCCAACAGUGAAGAAGACAGGUCUUUACUCCAUCAGCCUCCCCAACAAAUACAACUUCUCCUUUGAUUACUACACCUUCCUUAUCCUCGUCAUGAUAUCCUACAUCCCCAUCUUUCCACAGCUCUAUUUCCACAUGUUCCACCAGAGAAGGAAAGUCAUUACAACUGAGCACAAGAAAUCAGAUUAACUUGCACCCCAGAACCUGACCCCCUCCAUAUUUUCUUAGCUCCCUUUUCGUUAUCUUUCUUUUCCUCCGACCUUCAGAGACCCAUAUGCUGCAGUCAGUGAGCAAACAGUGUUACACAAGAGUAAAUGGAUCAGGUAACUGUGGUUCAGGAAUGGACUAACCCAAUGCUCUCACAAUUUGUUCAAUGGACAGACCCUGCCUCCUCUCUGAGCACUUGGCUCCUUCUGCCUUUUGUACCUGUCAGUUUCUUGCACCCGGCACUGACCGGCUGAAAUCUAAUUCCUUUGUGCAACCUGAGUUCAAAGCUUGUGUGGGGUCUGUGCAUGGGGAUCCUGGGCUGUGCCAGGGCAGCUUUGCCAGGGAGGUUACAUACCACAGUGUCUGUAAUUGGCUGGUACCUGGCUCCUCUCUUUAUCAGGGACAUUAGAAUGGGCCAAAGGCUGCAGCUGUGUGUGCAUUAACCCUGCCUGAGAGGUAGGUAGUACUGUGUUAAUAUCUCUUUAAAGGGCAUGUAAAGUCUAAAAUAGAAUAAGGCUAGAAAUGCUGUAUUUUGUAUACUAAAUAUAAACAUGAACUUACUGCACCACAAGCCUAAUCAAACAAAUAAUUUAUGCUUUCAAAGUUGGCUACAGGGGGUCACCAUCUUGUAACUUUGUUAAACAUCUUUGCAAGACUAAGACUGUGCACAUGCUCAGUGUGGUCUGGACUGCUUAGGGAUCGUCAUAAACAAAGCUGCUUGAGUUCUGCACGGCUGGGAAGUAAGGCGGGGGCUCCCCCUGCUGUUCAUAAGUAUGAUUGUUUCCCUGCUCAGCAGUUAGGGACCAUCUGACAAUUCCUAUCCACAGCAGUAAAUGAAGGGAGAAUUUCACUGCAUAUAGUCAGGUUUCUUAUAAAAACGGUACAUAUUUUUUAAUUAAAGUAUAUUGGAGAUUGGAGGUUUCUUUUUCAUUAAAGAAAGUAAAAAUGGGAUUUUAUUUUUUUGCCUUUACAUGCCCUUUAACUCUCUAAUGAUCUUUGUCAUUCAAAUGAAUAGUGAUUAAACCAGGUCCCUGGUUCUUAGUCUCUAUAGUCAGUUCUGUCCAGCAACCAUGGGGUGGCCCAGGGUUUAAAGGGGAACUGGCAAUGCUAAAUGUGUAUUAAUGGUCCUAAUGCUCAGCAGCAGGAAAUAGACCUGUGUCAGUAUAAAAACCAUUAGAAAUAAAAGGUUUAAUUAAGCAUCCCCAGCAGUUUCGCGGGUCUCUGUACCAUUUGCACUAUGCCUGUAACCCUGCCAGCCAGUAUUCGCCAAUCAUUUUCUGUCAUGCAAGGGCAGAAUCCCAUGGCAGAUCUACUUGACUCUAUAGAAACAUCACUGGAACUCACUGUGCCUGAUCCCUCAGUAAUGCUGCUCAUGGCGGGAUCCUUUAUAUAUUGAUUAAUACUCCCACGCUCUGACAUACCUCACUUACCCAGGGUGACCUGCACAGGCCGGCACUUUUGGGUGCACUUUUUCUAGGCCAAUGUGCUGAUGUGAUAAGCAGAGACAGAUUUGUUCUGUGCAUGGUUUGUUGUUGGCAGUAAAAGCAUGUGUCUAUCUGCCCACAUUCUCCCCAUCACUAAGGUUUAUUUGCCCUCAUGUGUAUGGGCAGGUCUCCCCACCAUUGAAAGGAACCGGUCACCCUAAAAUCGUCCCCUCCCCCCAAAUAGAGCCUGCAUUCCAAAUGGGGAAAUCGUUGUAUAUUUAAAAUAAAAUAAAAAAAUAUAGAUAGGUAGAUAAAAAGCCCCACAUGAGUCAAAUAUGUAGUAUAUUGACUGCCAAAUGGGAUUUAUACUGGGCCAUUCUGCAUUCUAAUUUCAGAAAGAUAAAUGUGCACUUAUUUCCUCCAGGAGUGGGACCACCCAAAGGUUUCUCAGGCUUAUUAGUAUAACAUCAUUUUUAUAGAAUUUGAGCUGGAAACGUGCAGUUUUGGGUACUGUGUCCCACCAUGUGAUACAUAGCAGUCUGGCAAGGCCCCUAUUUAUAAGAAAGAGAAAUCCAGGGAAGCAUCUGCUGUUUGUGCAUGUGACCUACUUAACAAUCAAUUGAGAUUUCUACUAAUUUACUAAUUUACUAAUUUGGUUCUGUGCCUCUUUGUGUAUGAUGGGAUCAAAUUGCUUGUGUUUUUACAUUUCCCUGAAUGGCUUGUAAAGGGCAAAUAAAGGAUUUUAUCAGUAAAUACACA